AUUAGGGAUUUCGGCACUGAAACACAUGGACGUGUAACCCGGAUGUAAACUAAAGGGCUUUCUUCAAAGGAUUUGUUUUUUCUAGUUGACCAUUAUGUUUCGUAAUGUCUGUAGGCAGUUUCCAGUAACGCCGUUAAUAAACAAGAGGAUUCCAGUCCGCACUCUAAGGGUAUCAGAAAUCCGUUUUAAUGACAAGAGCGAGCAAAGUAGCACGUACAGUUUUGACAAGAGUCUAUUAAAGUACUUGGUGUGUCCUCUUUCAAAGAAGCCAUUGCGAUAUGAAGAACAAACCAAUGAACUUAUAAAUGAUGAGCUGGGAAUAGCCUAUCCUGUUGUUGAUGGCAUACCGAAUCUGAUCCCUCAAGACGCCAGAAAGAUUCACAGAAAUGAGAUGCACAAGAAUGACAGCAAGUUAGAGUAAACUGUCAUUUAGAAAUUGUGACCAGAGAGGCUGACUAAUACUUUUUGCUAAAGAUAGAAACAAUAACAUGGGGUGGUCAUUAUCAACUCUGACAGUUUUAGUUCCAAUU
This is a messenger RNA of Polypterus senegalus (gray bichir), 530 nucleotides long. Its product is annotated as protein preY, mitochondrial-like. The coding region runs from base 95 to 421 and encodes 108 amino acids. Lineage: Eukaryota; Metazoa; Chordata; Cladistia; Polypteriformes; Polypteridae. The transcript has 2 exons. The record is from RefSeq and is a predicted model, not a curated record.